GAUCGUGGACCUGAUUUUAUUUUUGAAGAUGGCGCUGAAGCUAGAGACGAUCAAUAUCCCCCACCUGCCAGCCUCACUGCCAGUCCAUGUGGCGCUGUACCGCAAUGUCCAGAACUCGGCCUUUCUGCGGCAACAAUUGCUAGCCGGUAACGCAGAGUUUGAAUAUGCCUUCAUCGAUGCGAGCUUGGUGCUAUCUAGGGCGCAUGCAUUGGCAGCCAUCUUUCGUGCAAUGAAUGACUACAUGAAUGAUCGACUUAAAUCCCACAAUGUGCACUCGGAGAUUGUGUUUUCCUUCAACCCGACCAACAAUAUCGCUGAGUCUUUCCGCAAGCUCGGCAUUGCCGACUCCACUAAGGACUUAUUGAUUGUCAAAGUCUCCGUGAGUCCGGAGAUAACCCAUGACUCCGUUGCCGCGCAGCUGGAAAGUUCCGUCGAAGGAACAUCCGUGCCUUUUGAUGACAUGACUUUGUCAGAGAUCUCCGACAUCACCAAGAUCAAGAAACUAUACAAGCUUGGUGCUUUGCCUUCUCCUGCAGCCAAGCCAGAUGCUAGCCAGCCCCACCAGGAUGAGGCUAGAAGACGGCUGGAGCUUUCAAUGCUGGGAGCCAUUGCCCUUCGUGGAUCAUGAUGGAGCCAAUCAAAGAUGAUUUAACGAUAUCAACCUGAUACUGGCUACCUUGGUAUGAAGCUGAAGGUAUCUGCGGCGGUCGUGAAUUGACGUUGCGUCUUUGACUUAUACAAGGGUGUGAGUCCCGUCGUAUAUUGCUCCAUCGUCCACAAAUGUCGUAUCUCAUGGCCAAACACUGGUACGCUGGUAUUGCCAAACCUCGUGGAUGUCCUUUCCAACACCGCGAUACCCUCAUGAAAGCACACCGUACAAUAACCUGAUGGUAUCAUGUGAUUUGACUGGGUCCAUGGAAGAACAUGAGCAUGGAUGGAAUGCACUUAAAGGAGCUCGACCUUACUACUUGGAUCAGCUCUAUGAUAGUCCAAUGACAAAAUCAUAAUGAGAUGAUGAAAUUUACUCGAGAGAGCCCACGAUAAUAUAUUUUUUUAACC
Molecule: messenger RNA, 1059 nt
Organism: Penicillium subrubescens
Lineage: Eukaryota; Fungi; Ascomycota; Eurotiomycetes; Eurotiales; Aspergillaceae
Product: EKC/KEOPS complex subunit CGI121/TPRKB
Exons: 3
Coding region: 29-628 (199 amino acids)
Biological process (GO): telomere maintenance via recombination; tRNA threonylcarbamoyladenosine modification
Cellular component (GO): cytosol; nucleus; EKC/KEOPS complex
Source: RefSeq, a predicted model, not a curated record